AUGACUCAUUACGAUCUAGAUAUUGAGGUGUACAGGGAGAAGGUAGUUCAAUGUCUCAUCAUGGGCGAAUACACCAAUGGCGGCAGCCAUGCCUUGGAGACGUUCAUGAACUACGUCUAUAUCGAAUUUCGAAUCCGCGAAGAUGCCGAAAAGGAUGUCUGGUUCCUCUUGGGGAUUGAGGUGAACCUGGCAAAACGCAUGGGCUAUCAUCGCGAUCCCAAGCACUUCCCUGGCAUCACCCCACUUGAAGGAGAAAUGAGGCGAAGGGUGUGGGCGACUGUUCUUCUCGGCGAUAGUCUCAUUUCAGGCCAGAUGGGCAUGCCGCGUAUGAUCACAAGCGAUCAAUUCGACACCGAAGAACCAAGAAAUCUGAAUGAUUCAGAUAUUGAAGGGGACAUCUCUGAGCUGCCUCCGCCUCGCCCGGAAACGGAGCACACCACUGCCUUGGGUAUCAUCGCAAGGAGGCGAAUUCUCAUAGCUCUGGGUGCCGUCUCAGAUCUGACCUCGUCCCUCAAGCCGUCAGGAUAUGCUGAGUACAUGAGGGUCGAUCAGAUAUUGAACGAUGCAAAAGCAAGUAUCCCACCUCCCCUGCAGCCCAAAUCAAUGGCAUCUAGCGUCACCGACUCACCACAAACGAUCAUGGCCCGCUUGUUCUUGAGCCACAUCUAUUACAAGGGACAGAUCAUGCUUCAUAGAAGAUUCCUGUUCGCAGAAUCCAUCUGGCAUGAUCUUGGCACAUUCACCUAUUCCAGGAAGGCUUGCAUCAACGCGGCGCUGGAGACGUUGCGUAUUCAGCAGGUCCUGGACGAAGAGACCCGCCCGGGAGGACAACUCCACAUCAUGCACUGGCGAGUUGGAUCGCUUAUGAACCAUCAUUUCCUGACAGCCACCAUGGUCCUAUGCUCGGUGGUGCACCGGCAAAGAAUUUUUGGGCAGGAUGAGGAGAUCAUGGAAGCUCUUGGAAACUCUAGAGCAAUCUGGAUAAGAAAAGGCCCCCACUCGAGGGAGGCCAAGAAGGCCGCCCAAGCAGUCGGCAUUGUUCUCCCGAGGGCGGGAGGUCCCAGGUUUGACAUGCAAUUGAUGUCUCGUAGUAUGGAAGAUAUGCCAAUGGAAACGACUGGCUCACACCAGAAGGCAAAUGAGGAAGAGGCUGCAAGAGUUUGGGAAGACGACAAAUGGCUCGAAGAAGCUCUUUGCCUUGAUCCAGGUGAGGUUGGUGGCGAGUGUGUUUUGCAAUAG
Colletotrichum chrysophilum is the source of this 1239-nucleotide messenger RNA. RefSeq lists its product as uncharacterized. Gene Ontology annotation, cellular component: nucleus. The record is from RefSeq and is a predicted model, not a curated record. Gene Ontology annotation, biological process: DNA-templated transcription. Bases 1 to 1239 code for a protein of 412 amino acids. Lineage: Eukaryota; Fungi; Ascomycota; Sordariomycetes; Glomerellales; Glomerellaceae. Gene Ontology annotation, molecular function: DNA binding; zinc ion binding. The transcript has a single exon.